CUGUGGAUUUAGGGGAGAUAUUAUGAGGCUGUUGUCAUUAGGGCGACUGCUGUUGAAUCACUGAAUUCCGACUCGGCGGCGGCGCGGGGCCGAGUGUGUGAGUGCGUGUGCGUGUGUGUGUGCGUGAGUGCGUGUGCCCGAGUGCGUGUGACCGCGUGUACCCGAGUGCGUGUGCCCCCGUGCCUCUAUGUGGCUGUGUGUGCGUGUGCGGGUGUGGAUGCUUGCGCGGUGCGUGUGCCCUUUCUUCCCUUCUUCCUCCCUUUCUUUCUUUUCUCCUUGAUUUAUCUCCCCCUCUCCCCGGUCAUCCCAUGGUGUUCAGGUCCCCGCUAGAGCUUUAUCCCACCCAUUUCUUCUUGCCAAACUUCGCCGCCGACCCGCACCACCGCUCCCUCCUUCUAGCCAGCGGCGGCGGCGGCGGCAGCGGCAACGGCUCGGGCUGCAGCCCCGGUGCCGGCGGCGGUGGAGGCGGCAGCUCCCGCGCAUCCCACGAAGAGUUGUCAAUGUUUCAGCUGCCCACACUCAACUUCUCCCCGGAGCAAGUGGCCAGCGUCUGCGAGACGCUGGAGGAGACUGGAGACAUAGAGAGGCUGGGGAGGUUCCUCUGGUCGCUGCCGGUGGCGCCGGGGGCAUGCGAGGCCAUCAACAAGCACGAGUCCAUUCUCCGUGCCCGGGCGGUGGUGGCCUUCCACACGGGCAACUUCCGAGACCUCUACCACAUCCUGGAGAACCACAAAUUCACCAAGGAGUCGCACGGCAAAUUGCAGGCUAUGUGGCUCGAAGCGCACUACCAGGAGGCCGAGAAGCUAAGGGGUCGCCCGCUGGGGCCGGUUGAUAAAUAUAGGGUGAGGAAGAAGUUUCCACUGCCCAGGACCAUUUGGGAUGGCGAGCAGAAGACGCACUGCUUCAAAGAGAGGACUCGCAGUCUCCUGAGGGAGUGGUACCUGCAGGACCCUUACCCCAACCCCAGCAAGAAAAGGGAACUGGCUCAGGCCACGGGGCUCACCCCCACGCAAGUAGGCAACUGGUUUAAAAACCGAAGGCAAAGAGACAGAGCAGCGGCGGCUAAAAACAGGCUCCAGCACCAGGCGAUAGGACAGAGCGGCAUGCGGUCGCUGGCAGAGCCCGGGUGCCCAACACACAGCUCGGCCGAGUCUCCGUCCACGGCGGCCAGUCCGACCACCAGCGUCUCCAGUUUGACAGAAAGAGCCGAGACGGGCACCUCCAUCCUCUCGGUAACCUCCAGCGACUCGGAAUGUGAUGUAUGAUAUCGGAAAACAAACAAACAAAAAAAUCCAAAUCCAAACAGCCAAGCACCCUUUCCCCGACCCGAACAAAACAAACCGAGGCAACCUAGAAUCGGGACACACAACCGCAUGCACGCAUACACACAGGAAGAGAGAAAAGGCCAAACCCGACCCAAACAUAAUAGCAAACAAACAGACAGGGAUCAGAGUAUCUACCACCACCACCGUCAGCCAACACCACCACCAAGAGAUGGAGCUAAAACUUCAACAGUCACAAACGCUGGUGCUGUAGAUGGGGUGGGGGUGGGGAAAUAAUUAUUAUAUAUAUAAAAAGAAAAGAAAAGAAAAAAACAAACAAAACAAAGCAAAAGUGGCAAUUGUAUUCUUUUUAGGACAAGCACGAUUUCUCCUUUGCGCUUUUCCAUGGACGCAUUUCACCCACUUGCAUGAUGAUGAUGAUUAAAUUUGUAUCUGGGAAAAAAUAUUCUCUAUAGUAAAGAAAAACAGAAACCAGACAAACAAAUGCAAACUCCGAUCGAAUUUGUACAAAAAGCAAAAAUUAAAAAAAAAAUUAAAAAGGAACUCCUUGAAGAGGGAAAUAACAGAUGUUUAUCGCCUUUUUGUUGGUCCAGUUUCUCUCUCUUUCUUUCUCCCUCUCCCUUUCUCUCUGUUUUGUUUUGUUUCUUUUUUAAGUCCAAAUGAUGGUCCAGCCAAGAUGCAAUUUUCUGUUUUUUUGUUCAGCUGACAAUCAUUUUAUUCGUAAGCACCUUUUUUUCUACACUUCUGUCACUGCCUGUGUGGGUACUGGUUAUAAAUGUGGAAAAAGAAUAGUUAUGACUGUAACAGAUUUUUAUUUUUAUUUCAAAAUUUUAUAUGAAUUAUGUAUAUCUUAAUGAUGCGAUCAUUUUCCCAGUUUGUAAUAUAUGUGUAGAAAUGCUUGUAUAUGAUAUUUGCUCUACUCUUUCUUCUUCCCCCCCCCCCCCCCCCCCCCUUCUCUAGCUCACUCCCACCUUUUCUCUCUCUCCUUUUUAUUUUCCUUGACUCGGUGUUCCUUGAACAAACUUAGCUGUCAAGAUUUGACGUGCUAGGUUUUCAAAAGGGACCUCAGCGAUAGAAAGAAAAAAAAAAAAAGGAAAAAAAAAAGCACACACACGAAAUAACAACAACAACAACAUCAAAACACACACACACAAACCCAAAACAAACAAACAAAACCACCAACAACAAAAGCUUAGGGUGCAACUGUAGUUAUCUUAUGCAAAAGCUAUUUUGAGUAUUUCAUAGCAGCUUUGGGGGGGGCUCUUCUUAAACUCCACGUAGGACGCUUAAACUAUUGUUUCCUUAACUGCGUGUUUAUCUAUAUGUAAAAACUUUCUAAAUCAAAUACAGUAUUCCAUUUUCUUAUCUA
Messenger RNA from Pogoniulus pusillus (Red-fronted tinkerbird), 2652 nucleotides. It is a transcript of the gene SIX3, whose product is annotated as SIX homeobox 3. Gene Ontology annotation, molecular function: DNA-binding transcription factor activity, RNA polymerase II-specific; RNA polymerase II cis-regulatory region sequence-specific DNA binding. Gene Ontology annotation, cellular component: nucleus; transcription regulator complex. The coding region runs from base 309 to 1265 and encodes 318 amino acids. Lineage: Eukaryota; Metazoa; Chordata; Aves; Piciformes; Lybiidae. The record is from RefSeq and is a predicted model, not a curated record. The transcript has 2 exons. Gene Ontology annotation, biological process: brain development; eye development; regulation of transcription by RNA polymerase II.